Messenger RNA from Vicia faba (fava bean), 960 nucleotides. The record is from the annotation of a GenBank genome assembly. Lineage: Eukaryota; Viridiplantae; Streptophyta; Magnoliopsida; Fabales; Fabaceae.
AUGGAGUCAGAUUGGGAUCUAUAUGCUGUUGUCAGAGGCUGCACCACCGCAACCUCCACCACCACCGCCACCACCGCCGCAAAAACCACCAGUACUACUACUACUAUACCUUCUUCAGCUUAUUUCUCUAUUUACCCUGCUGAACAAUCCGGUCAAGUUUUAUCAAUUUCAAACCCUUAUGAAUCAAGAAGUUCAGUUGGAGAAUUACAUGAACUUUGUAAACCUUUCUUCCUCAAAUCACAGCCUCUCUCUUCAAAUUCAUUCUCUUAUUCAUCACCAUCACCAAAAUCAACUGGUCAAACAAAACAACAGCAGCUUAAUAAGCAGCCUCAACAUACCGGUUCUGCUACAACCCCAAGAUCUAAAAGAAGGAAGAUUCAGCAUAAGAAGGUUUGUGAAGUACAAGCUGAGAAUCUCUCAUCAGACAUAUGGGCAUGGAGGAAAUAUGGUCAGAAACCAAUCAAAGGUUCACCAUAUCCAAGAGGAUAUUAUAGAUGUAGCAGUUCAAAAGGGUGUUUAGCUAGAAAACAAGUUGAGAGGAACAAAACAGACCCAACAAUGUUCAUAGUAACAUACACUGGUGAACAUAGUCAUCCUGCUCCAACUCAUAGGAAUUCCCUUGCUGGUUCGACACGACAAAAGCCUUCGUCACCGCAAGCUGUCACGGCUGAAGACUCUUCGCAACCCUUUACAAAACAAGUUUCUCCGUCAACCUCAGAGGCUGAAGAGGAAGAAGCUACACCUUCGAAGUCGGAAAGCAGAGAGGAUUUGGAAGAUUUGAUGAAUGAUGAUGAGGAAAAUGAAUUUGAGUUAUCUGAUAUGGUUGUAACAGAUGAUUUCUUUGAAGGUUUAGAUGAAUUGACAGGAUUUGCUGGAAAAACAGUAGCUUCAUCUGGUGGUGACUGUUUUGGUGACCCUUUUGCAGCUAAUAUUGCACUUCCUGCUUGUGGUGGUCAAUGA